AUGCACCCCUUUUCCUCACUGACUAUCGGCAUCUUCGUUGCUGGCUACAUCACCGCGCGCUGGGAUCUCGUCACCAGGCUCUACGAGUUGGCAAUCUUUGCCUGGGACCACGGGGUUGUCACGCGAGCCACGAAAGCGUUCGUCCUCAUCUCCCUCAUUUAUGUCAUUAUCGCAAUCCCGUUGGAUCGAUUAGCAGCGCAGGAGGCAGCAGUUCAUCCUCGAGUGCCUGCGCAUGGUAUCUCGGCCCGCGAACAAUUGCGUCGGAGGGGUUCAUUUUGA
Exophiala dermatitidis NIH/UT8656 is the source of this 279-nucleotide messenger RNA. Its product is annotated as phosphatidylinositol glycan, class Q. Lineage: Eukaryota; Fungi; Ascomycota; Eurotiomycetes; Chaetothyriales; Herpotrichiellaceae. The transcript is spliced from 3 exons. The coding region runs from base 1 to 279 and encodes 92 amino acids. The record is from RefSeq and is a predicted model, not a curated record.